CCUCUCUCCGAGUUGCAUGCACCGGCGAUAUGGAGAGAGCCCCUUUUCUCUUCUGCAUUUACCUUUCCUCCUCCUUUCGCUCUGAGACAAUCCUGUACACGCUUCGUUCGGCCGAUCGCUCUCUCCCUCCUCUCCGCACUGCUGCGCCCUCUCCUCGACUCCUCGUCCCCUCGUCUCGCCUGCUUCGUCUUUCCCGCGUCACGGUCUAUUGCGAUGGGACUCCUUUGCUCGAUGGGCGCCCCUGGUUGAGUCUGGUUUGUUUGCCAUUGUUGACUGCGUCAAACCAUGGAUCCUUCUGUCCUUACCAAUGAGUUCAGGCUGUUCUUCUCGUUUGUCCUCCUGCGUAGCUUGCGUCUUCUCCUUCUAGCUCAGGUUGUACAUCUUGUCUGUUGCUCCAUCUCCUCUCCGUUCUGCUCGUUGUUGCAUUUGCGUUCUGCUCAUCAAGGCAUCCUCCAAAGCAAUUUCACGAGAUCAGCAGUCAGUUCUCGACAAAUCGCUAUAAGAUAUGAAAGAGACAAGCGACAGAAGAAUCCAAUGGAAGAAUUUGGUGAAGAACAAGGAAAGGGAAAGGAGGCCACACUGAUGCUUUUCAGGUAAAUGCUUCUUCAUAUUUUUCUUCUAUUGGUGCGUUGGGAUUCAUAUGUGUCAUCAGGUUUACUUGCUCAAGUCUCGCAUCUCCCACUUAUUGAACACCAUGCCCAUGCAUAUCACAAUCUCUUUUGUUCCAAGAUUUUCCUUUGGCUGUAACUCUUCCAAUUUAACUUGAUUAUCCAAUAUAUACUGCUCUUUGGAUCCAUGGGAUCCGUCAGGCAAACUGUCCCUUACAUCUUUAUUUGGUUUUUCUUUGGGUUUCUUGGCGGAGUGGCUAGAUUUGGAGUGAGAAUCGUUUUUCCUCUCUUUAACUCCAGCAGAGAAAACGAGCACCCUUGUCAACACCCAGAAGAUCAGAAGAUGUUGGAACAUUCUUCUUUUGUUCCCUGUGAAUUCUUUUGGCCUCAAUCUUGUGUUAUUUUUCACAUUUGUAUCACAAAGUGAAGUCUCUUUGCUAAUAACGUUGUCCAUGCUCCUGCAAACAACAUGGGCUUAUUCAUCUAUAAGUGUGUUUUCUUUUAAGUUAACUAUAGAAGCAUUGCUUUUAUUCUCAGGUUUUAUUUUUCUUCCAUGUUUCCUAUCCAACAGAAAAUCUGUGUCACUGGUUGUAACAUUUGUUCUAAAGUCAACGCUGUCUUUUCUGUCACAGAUUUACUGGUUUUUCUAUUUUCAGUCCUAUGGCAUGUCUUUCUGUAGCGAGCGUCUUUUACGCUUGGCUACCAAACCUAUCAAUUAGCAUGCCUAUUACUCUGCAUUGUAUAACCUUUAUUAUAACUGUAAAGAAUACACUUUGAGGAUAAUCUGCCAAUCCUUCUGUCUUUAAUAUAAAAUAAUUAGGCAAUUCUAAAUUGUCUUAAAUUUUCCUGAACUUAAAAAUGGACUGAUCUACCUGCUGUCUGUGCUACUAAACAUAAAUCUAAAAAACUUUUACUUCCAUUCUGUUGGUACUUUCCAUAAUGGACUGGGUUUCUGUUCACACACAUGUACUGCUGCACUAUCCUAUACAUGUUGUGAUUCACUUUUAUCCUCUCUAUUCUAAUUCAGUAGCUUGCUCAUUGUUUUUGUUUGUUCACUUAUUUGUGUUGCCUCACACAUUAUGAGUUGCAAGUAUGGGUGGCAUCUGCAACCAUGCUAUUAUAUUUAUUACUUUUCUAAACUGAAGUGUUCCUAACAAUUACAUAUGAGAGUACAUAUAAUUGAGUUGUGCUGACUUGCUUUUCUAAACUGAUAAGCUGGAGACAGAGUUACAUAUGAGAGUUGAGAUAAUUAAGUCGUGCUCCUGCCUUACUUUUCUGAACUGAAGUGUUCCUAGGAUUGCCUUCUUUAAUUGCAUCUAACUAUUAGCUGCCUGAUAAGAGUAGAGAUAAAUGCCUUUUCCUCUUAAAUUUAUAUGUAUGUCGGUGGCGUUGUUUUUAUUGUGUUGAUGUCGGUCUAUGUAGGUUAUUAAAUCGUCUCCUUGUUUAUGCUUUGUUGUGCAUGUGAUUCUAUAUACUUGACUACUUUGUGACAUGAAUUUGCAUAGUCAUAUACAUCUUGUUCCAGGAAGUGAGCUGGAUUAUCAAUAUGCUUGGAGCCCUAUUUCCAAUCACUCUCAAAUCGCCUCUUGUUUUGUAAAUUGCUUUGUAUGUUUACUGGUUUUGACAUAGGCUUAGGGUGGACUUUAUAGGAGCAUCAAGUUGGUGAAUGUGAUGCUAUAUGACCGGGUUCUCCAUUCCUAUUUUUACGCAUUUGUUCAUCCUCAAA
Molecule: messenger RNA, 2334 nt
Organism: Triticum aestivum (bread wheat)
Lineage: Eukaryota; Viridiplantae; Streptophyta; Magnoliopsida; Poales; Poaceae
Exons: 7
Coding region: 286-597 (103 amino acids)
Source: RefSeq, a predicted model, not a curated record